AUGGCGGGUACAUUCGGUGAACAAACUGCACAAGGACUGGACGACCUCAGCGCUCGCUGUGCACAAUACAAAAAGGUGAGCUGGUGUGAUGAUCCAUUAGCGGACGGAGCUCAAUUCGCCAAAUGGCGUUGUGUUCACAAAAUCUCCUACAAUACACCUUCUCAUACGGCUUUAGUUGAAAUCGCAUCG
Cooperia oncophora is the source of this 189-nucleotide messenger RNA. NCBI's taxonomy places the organism in Eukaryota, Metazoa, Nematoda, Chromadorea, Rhabditida, Trichostrongylidae. The record is from the annotation of a GenBank genome assembly.